AUGGCAUGGGUUCGUGAAGUAUGUAAAAGAAUUGGAAUGGUGUUAAUGAUUGGGGGUUCGAGUGACGGGGAUAGAGGACGUAGGACACCGUAUGUGAUUGUUCGUUGUGAGCGUGGGGGCCAUUAUGUUGGCAAGAAGGUACCAGGUGAAGAUGAUCAAAGACCGGGAAAAAGGAGCACCGGUUCAAAGAAAUGCAAUUGUCCGUUUAAAUUGAAGGGGACAAGGGAACACAAGGAUGAUGAAAAGGCUGAGUGGAAAUUGGAUGUUAGUUGUGGUAUUCACAACCACAACUUAUUCGAAAACUUGCACGGACACUCUUAUGCCGGAAGAUUAUCAAAGGAGGAUGUUUCCUUUGUUCACACUAUGAAGAAAGCAAUGGUGAAACCAAGGGCAAUUCUAAGAGCGUUGAAGCAAAAGGACCCGUCUAAUGUAACUGGUAUGAAGACAGUUUACAAUACUAUCUCUAAGUUAAAUUUCAGUGAAUUGGAUGGGAGAUCUCAAUUGCAAUCAUUGUUUGUCAAGUUGAAAGAAGAUGAAUACCUCUCGUACCAUAGAUCGAACGAGUUGAAUGCGAUUACCGACUUGUUUUGGAUCCACCCGAAAUGCAUUAAGUUGGCACAGUCGUAUCCGUACGUAUUCGUCAUCGAUUGCACGUACAAGACCAAUCGUUACGGACUCCCAUUUCUUGAGAUUGUGGGUUUUACUUACGGAAAAUUUUGA
Molecule: messenger RNA, 720 nt
Organism: Erythranthe guttata (spotted monkey flower)
Lineage: Eukaryota; Viridiplantae; Streptophyta; Magnoliopsida; Lamiales; Phrymaceae
Source: RefSeq, a predicted model, not a curated record